GAUCAGCUCCCUGAACACCGCCCGUACGACCACAAGAUCGUUCUCACCGAGCCUCUGCCGAAUCAGUUCAGUUCUCUAUAUAAGCAGAGCACUGAAGAGCUCCAAGCGACUAAGGCGUUCGUUAUGGAGAACCUCCAGAAGGGAUACUUUUCCCCGAGCCACAGUCCUUUCGCCUCCCCCGUCCUUUGUGUUCGGAAGCCAAACGGAGACCUCCGCAUCUGCGUAGAUUAUCGCAAGCUCAAUGCGAUCAUACGCAAGGAUGCGUAUCCGAUCCCGCGUAUCGACGAACUACUC
Bipolaris sorokiniana ND90Pr is the source of this 294-nucleotide messenger RNA. RefSeq lists its product as uncharacterized. NCBI's taxonomy places the organism in Eukaryota, Fungi, Ascomycota, Dothideomycetes, Pleosporales, Pleosporaceae. The annotation marks the transcript as partial. The transcript has a single exon. The record is from RefSeq and is a predicted model, not a curated record.